UUUUUCAGGCCUGAAAAGUCGAGCUUUGUUACCAGGCCGCUUGUAGGGGAGAUCUCGAGGAAGUCAAAAAGAAAGCUCUAUGUCUCCUACAUCAUCCUCGUCCGGUAUCCUCGCCGGAGAAGCCCCAUCCGGCGUGGUCGUACCGAUCGCUUUCCAUAGCCAUUCGCAAGCGGAAUAUCGAAAUAGUGCGAUUCUUGCUUGAUGAGAACGUUGCAGAUGGAAAUCUUCCUGCUGAGCUUGCUGUACGUGGGCGAGCCUGGGAAGUGUUGGAACUGCUCUUUUAGUACGGAUGGGAUAUAAACCAAUCCAAGGGUCGGAACGAACCCCCUGUGUUGAGCAUAUGUACCUCGGAUAGAGAAAUGGUUAAGUGGUUGCUCAACCAUGGUGCCGAUCCCAAUACCCGUGUGGGAUUACACCCCCACGUCUCGAGCCGUGUACUUGGCUCCUCUGGAAGUUAUAGACUAUUUGUUCUCUCGAGGAGCCGACGCUCGCUGUGGCCAACUCCUCCAAUAUGCUGUCCACAGGGACACACCCGAUGCUCUAGAUGUGGUUCGUCGGCUUGUGGAGCAAGGGGCACCAAUCAAUGAAGUCAAAUAUGAAAAGGAACCGGUGGUGUAUUGGAAGCGUGAACCGUUUGGCCUGGGACGCCACUUCACCGAGCCGCGGAGUUAGGCAAGCCAGACAUCGUCAAGUACUUGUUAGAGCAAGGAGCCGAUCCUUUGAAGUUGGAUAGUAGAGGGAAGACACCACGCUUCUGGGCAGAGAAGAAGGACCAUUCGCAAGUAGCUAGCAUUCUCAAUGAAGCAGAAAAUCGGCAAUCCAACACACGACCUUGUCUAUAGCUCCGAGUCCAUACAGUUUCCUAAAUUUCUCUCUAAGUUACCACUAGGUAUCACCUAGUGCCGUCCCGAAUUUCUCAUUAAAUCUAUAUAGCCCGUUUUUCUCGAGAUCGUGCCAUAUCUUUACCGGCGGCUUGAGGAUGGUGACCUUCUCGUCGCUACGGGUAAUCGCUUACCUCGUUUUGCUCGGUAGCAGCUAGAUGUAUGUGGGCGGAGUUUAGAGUUUAGAGUUAGAGUUUGGUUGAAACUGGGCGCCCGGCAAAUUCCGCCGCGCUGGCAACUCAACACCCUUAAAGGCACGUGUACCGAAAUCAAAAG
Molecule: messenger RNA, 1157 nt
Organism: Mytilinidion resinicola
Lineage: Eukaryota; Fungi; Ascomycota; Dothideomycetes; Mytilinidiales; Mytilinidiaceae
Exons: 2
Coding region: 382-672 (96 amino acids)
Source: RefSeq, a predicted model, not a curated record